Molecule: messenger RNA, 2735 nt
Organism: Annulohypoxylon maeteangense
Lineage: Eukaryota; Fungi; Ascomycota; Sordariomycetes; Xylariales; Hypoxylaceae
Product: voltage-gated potassium channel
Exons: 4
Coding region: 231-2624 (797 amino acids)
Biological process (GO): stabilization of membrane potential; potassium ion transmembrane transport
Cellular component (GO): membrane
Molecular function (GO): potassium ion leak channel activity
Source: RefSeq, a predicted model, not a curated record
ACAUUUUAUAUUCUGCUUCUUUAUAUCUCAACCAUGGCAAUCGAAGCCAAGACCUCUAAUACUCUCUUGUAUAAUACUAAUUAGCAUCUUAUUAAGCUAUACGACUUUUAGACUAAUUACCGAGGUAGAAAAGCAAGGGCAUGGAUCAGUUCGAAAGUCUUUGCCGACCUCUCCGCGAUCCUAUAAUUCACUUUGGAACCUAAGUAUGAACGGCUAUUUAUAAAAUAGAGAUGGAUGAUGCAGACCUCGGUAAUAACAUCGACGAACAAGCACAGGUCGUCGAUGGCGUUCAUCACGAAAAGGUCGCCCAACAUGGCGCCAUGGACGAUCAGAUAUAUCUUGAUCCCAGUCGUUGGUGGUUUGCUUCGGCCGCGUUCCCCAUGAUAGCUGGUACGCUUGGUCCGGUAGCUUCAGCUUUCAGUAUAUGCGCUCUUGUGAGAAAUUGGAGACAGCAUAUUCUACCAGGAUCCGAUGUCACCAAAGCAGUAUAUGUUGAAGAUCCACCAUGGCUAUUGGCUGUGAACGCCGUCCAGCUAGUAAUCGCUUUGGUCGCCAACGUGUUCCUCUUACUGAACAUGACCAAGAGAGUGCGAUUCUCUAUCGCCCAGCCCAUUACCAUAGCUGGCUGGUAUAUAUCAGCAAUCUGUCUCGUCGCUCUGUGCGCUACCGCAACCGGACCGCUAGAAAUCCAACCUGAGAUUGAAUACGUCUGGUCUCAAGCCUUCUAUUACGGCAUGUACGCAGCUAUCAUCUAUUUUAUAGUCGCCUCUCUCAUGGUUAUCACUGUCUGGGGCGCAGAGAACGGCCACUAUAGUAAGGAUUUUGAUUUGACGACUAGCCAGAGGACACUUAUGCUUCAGACUAUCCUCUUUCUAAUGUACCUUCUUGUCGGCGCUUUGAUCUUCUCCACGAUCGAGGGUUGGAAUUAUCUCGAUUCCGUAUAUUGGGCCGACGUCACGCUUUUCACCGUAGGGUUUGGCGAAAUAUCUCCUCAGACAAGACUUGGCCGCGGCCUUCUCGUUCCGUAUGCUCUGAUCGGUGUGAUCAGCCUUGGUCUCGUGAUUGGGUCUAUUCGAAGUAUGAUCCUUGAUCGCGGCAAACACAGACUCGACGCACGAAUGUUAGAACGGCAGCGACGUCUAUCGAUUCGGCGCAUGUUAAAGAAGGGAAACGCCGGUAUGCUCAAUCCAGUGGACGGUGAGGGCUUAGAUGCGUCUUCAAGAGCUCAUUGGACCGAAUUCGAACGUCGACAGAAAGAAUUCCAAUUAAUGCGAAAGAUUCAACGGCAAGCUUCAAAACGAGAGCGCUGGACUGCAAUGGCAGUGUCUUCAACUACCUGGAUAUUGCUUUGGCUUGUAGGUGCUAAAAUCUUCCAAGAAUGUGAGGCCCCUUAUCAAGGAUGGUCUUAUUUCGAUGGCUUCUACUUUGCCUUCACGGCCUUGACGACGAUUGGAUAUGGUGAUCUCACCCCAGUGUCAAAUUCAGCCAAGACUUUCUUCGUCUUUUGGUCUCUGCUUGCCCUACCUACGAUGACCGUUCUUAUAUCGAAUGCAGGGGACACUAUCGUGAAAGGUGUAAAAGAUGGCACCCUUAUACUCGGAAAUAUCACGAUUUUGCCAGGAGAGCAUGGCUUUAAGAAGGAAAUGAAACAAGUGUUAAAGAAACUAUCGUGCGGGGUUUUGUUCAUGGACACCGAUAUCGAAGAAACCGCUCCCGGAUUCCUCGGAGCGGCCAACGAGCACACAGAUCAUGAUGAGGAUGAAGACGAUGACGUAGGUGGCGAGGAAGAUGACGAUGACGAUGAGGAAGAGAACGAUCGUGGGCGUUCUUCCGAUACGACCGAAGUAAAUAACGCAGAAAGUACUCGUAUAGCCGACAAGGACGCCGAGAAAGGAGAAGCAGAACCAGGACCAACAUCGGUACCUACGAUCCGUUUCGCGGACGAAGAAUCACCACCAAAACCAUCACCUACUGGAAACGAAUCACGAUCAAGAUCGAUAUCCCACAGCCGAGCCCCCUCGAUAGCUAGAGAGAGCCUACCGACCGAGCUCCCCAAAACCCGCGCCGAGUACCACCUCGUCCUGAUCGACGAAAUCUCGCGCGUGACUAAGCACCUCCGGCACUCGCCGCCGCGCGAGUACACUUUUAAGGAGUGGGCGUGGUAUCUAAGACUCAUAGGCGAAGACGAAGGCAACGCCGAAAACCACCGGCGGCCCGAGCGACGACCGCCUCACCCGCACGGUCAACACUCGCACUCCCACCUCCACCCACACCCCCACGUUCACCCUCACCUGCACCCCCGCGUCCGUCUCCACAGAGACAUCAACCAGUCCUCCGAGAACAACAGCAGCAGCAGCGACGAGCAAGGGAACAGCGGUUCCGGCGCGGAAGACAAGCCGCCUAAGUGGAGCUGGGUCGGACACCGCAGUCCGCUGAUGGACACCCGCGAGGAGGCGGAGUGGAUCCUGGAUAAGCUGGAGCAGAAGCUCAGGGAGGAGCUGCAGACUCUGGUGAAAGAGGAGGCGGGCCAGGACGCGUUAAGAGGGGUUGAGGAGGAGGAGCGGCAGAACGAGGAGAAGGUCCCGGGGCCGUUUCUGGGAUCGCAUUUGCGUGAGGGUGAUUAGGACUGGUGUGUAGAGUAGGUAGGUAGGUAGGUAGGUAAUUAAAUAUGCGAUACCCCUAGUAAUAUACUAGUCCUAAGUCCUAAGUGUUAGUCUACGUCGGUGACAUAGCAC